This is a messenger RNA of Punctularia strigosozonata HHB-11173 SS5, 1596 nucleotides long. RefSeq lists its product as uncharacterized. The record is from RefSeq and is a predicted model, not a curated record. Bases 1 to 1596 code for a protein of 531 amino acids. Lineage: Eukaryota; Fungi; Basidiomycota; Agaricomycetes; Corticiales; Punctulariaceae. The transcript has 2 exons.
AUGCAUAUGGGCCACUACCGUGCGCGACGCCAGGUGCUCUUGAACUGCGCGUACACGUGUAAAGCGUGGGCUGAGAUUGCAUUGGAUGACAUAUGGGACUCGCUCAUGGACUUUGAGAUAUUGCUGCGGGUCUUACCCUCGUAUCGGGAAGACAUUGAAGGGAAAUGGUCGUUCUCCCGCGAACCCACUGAAGCCGAAUGGGGACGCUUCAGACGCUACUGUCAACGCGUUACCGGAUUUGAGAUUGAACGCCGCAGCUGCAAGCACGUCUCUGAGAGCGUGUUUGAUGCUCUGCUGGCUCUCGACCGAAGACGUCGCCUCUUCCCUCGGGUGAAUUGGCUCGUGUUCAAUCCAGAGACGUUCUCUGCGCGACAUGCGAGCAUGUUCCUCACCUCAGCCAUUACCGGCUUUAUCAUCGUCGAGACCGACAACGAGAAAUGGGAAGCCGACGUUGUUGAAGACGUCAAGUACUUCCUUCGUACACUCUUCACUACCCCUUCCCCAAAUAUGACCGAGAUACUGGUUGGCGGCCCAGUCAUCGAUACGUCAAUGCUGGAGAACCUCUGCAAAUAUGAGAGAUUGGAUUCGCUCGAAAUCCAUCUCCCAGCGGAAUACUUCCAAGAUGGGGCUCGUGCGAUAGAUGUCCUCCGUAAAGCGUGGGGGCUUCCUCGUAUGCAAAGAUUCGCGGUCAUACUGGACCCCGGGACCAGAUCCAUUGCCCCAUCGGCUAUUCUUCAAGAAUACGCAGAAGAAUGUCUCGAGGAUGACGAGGAGGCUCGAAAUAGCCUCGAGGAUCUGACGCUGCAUGGUCAGAUCCCCGCAAUCUGUGAUCUCCUACGCUUGCUCCCGGCCGACAACCUGGAAUUGUCGGCGAUGAAAUCGGAGUCUCAAGCGGUCUGGGAUGAUCUCGUGCGACAAGUCUUGCAGCAACCGAGCAAACUCUUCUGCAUCUUAUGGAUAGGCUUCAUCUGUAUUCGGCCUGAUUGGCAGAGUCCGCUCGCGGCGGAUAUCUUCCUGCAAAUGCCUACCUUUCCGAACCUCUUCAAGCUCCGGAUCAGCGCGCCAUUCAUAUGGACAGACUCUAUCAUCGACCAUCUCGCUCGCUCAUGCCCCGGUUUGGUAUACGUCAGCCUGUUCCGGAGCCAAGAAUACUUCGAGGACGAUCCUCAGCUGACGAGUGCUUCCUUGAGGUCGUUCGCCCUGCAUUGCCCUUCAUUGGAAGUUUUGCACAUUAACGUGGACCCGACGCGCAUAACACCUGAACACAUCAGUUUGCCAGCGGGGACCCAGGGCAACGUCCACUUCGAGAAGCUCCUACUGGAGGACUUCAUCUGGGACGACCCAUUUGAACCGCACCCCGAUGGCGCAAACUGGUGGACGGGCCCUCUCAGCGUCGUGAUCGAUUGCCUCUUCCCCCAGUUGAAAGCCUUCGGCUUCUACGCCCCGCCUCCUGGGAUUGACCCUGCUCAUUUGGAGGCUUCAAGAGAGGAGGCCAGAAUAUGCGUCGUUGACAAAGUGCGGAAACUGCAGCGCGCUCGAGGUCUUGCGCCUCCAGACCUCAUCGCGGAUGACUAUCCUCCUGAUUACUUAUGGUAA